UAGUGGUAUCAAAGGAAAGAAAUGGAGAUCAGUUGCCAAGAAUUGGAGGAUGGAGAAGAAGGGAAAUUCUAGAAAUAAUGGGGUGGCAAGCAUGGGAGGUAGGAGAUUCUUUGAAGAUGAUCGGUAUAAGGGCAGAGCAGAGGAAGUGUCUUCGAACAGGAGACUAUCAAGUAAUGAUCGCACGAUGCAAGCAAGGGAGUCAGCGGAUUCAAGUGAUGCAGAAGAUCUGAAAAACAAGCUUACACAUGUUGAUUCCACCGAGGGUAAUGGUAGCGUCAAUGGCAUAGCAAGUAAUGAUAUAAAACAGAAACAAGAAUUUGAAAAAUCAGAAGACCAUGAAGCCAUUAGCAUCCAACAGAAUCUAAACAACAAGGAUAUCAGCAACCUAGAAGAUAGCAUUGAUGUUGAUACACAGGACUUUCCAGGAGAUUUGGAAGUUGCAGAUGCAGAAGAACACGAGAGAGAUGUACCUGAGGACGGUUUCUUUGGUGAAUCAGGUUCCAAUGUGGAAGAUAAAAGAGUUUAGCAUGUUUAGAUUGUGAUAAC
This is a messenger RNA of Rosa chinensis, 546 nucleotides long. RefSeq lists its product as uncharacterized. The transcript is spliced from 2 exons. The record is from RefSeq and is a predicted model, not a curated record. Lineage: Eukaryota; Viridiplantae; Streptophyta; Magnoliopsida; Rosales; Rosaceae. Bases 50 to 526 code for a protein of 158 amino acids.